Messenger RNA from Physella acuta, 1711 nucleotides. Its product is annotated as cdc42 homolog. Lineage: Eukaryota; Metazoa; Mollusca; Gastropoda; Physidae. Gene Ontology annotation, biological process: small GTPase-mediated signal transduction. The record is from RefSeq and is a predicted model, not a curated record. Gene Ontology annotation, molecular function: GTP binding; GTPase activity.
UAACCUAACUUUCUUCCGGCAUAUUAGUCACUUCAAACUUCCCUAAGUAAACCUGGAUUUUGUGAUCUAUUUUAAUAUUGAGAUUUUCAAGAGGAACUCAUAAAAUAUGCAGACUAUAAAAUGUGUUGUUGUUGGUGAUGGAGCUGUUGGUAAAACAUGUUUGCUUAUUUCCUACACAACUAAUAAAUUUCCAUCUGAGUAUGUUCCAACUGUCUUUGACAACUAUGCAGUAACUGUAAUGAUUGGUGGUGAGCCCUACACACUGGGUCUGUUUGAUACAGCAGGACAGGAAGAUUACGACAGACUAAGGCCACUGAGUUAUCCUCAAACUGACGUGUUUUUAGUUUGUUUCUCAGUUGUAUCCCCUUCUUCCUUUGAGAAUGUUAGAGAAAAGUGGGUUCCAGAAAUCACACAUCAUUGUCAAAGAACACCAUUUCUUUUAGUUGGGACUCAGAUAGAUUUAAGAGAUGAUGCUACAACAGUGGAGAAAUUGGCAAAAAACAAGCAAAAGCCUAUCUCUUCUGACAAUGGAGAGAGACUGGCUAGAGAGCUGAAGGCUGUCAAAUAUGUUGAGUGUUCUGCUCUAACACAAAAAGGGCUAAAAAAUGUGUUUGAUGAAGCAAUCUUAGCAGCACUUGAGCCCCCUGAACCCCCCAAGAAGAAGAAGUGCCUCAUUCUUUAAAUCUGAUAUACAAGUUAGAGUAUAGAACUUGAAAUCAAUGACGAAAUGUAACUUUUUUUCCUACUCUUCAUUGUGUACAAUACACUUUAACAUGUUAACACCUUGUUGUGGCAUUUUCUUAUGCCAGUAGUUUGAAAAAGUGGGCUGAAAUAACUUUUAUUAGUGGUCUGUAUAAUGGUACAGUCCAUAUUAAAAUGCGUGAAUAAAACAGGACAUGUUAGGGCAGUUUUGUUUGACAAGUUUCCUUGUCACUAUUAUAAUCAUUAGCUACAUUGUCUACAUAAUCAACCACCAUAAGAUUGUAUUAAUAGGGGGGUGGGGGGUGCAAGCAUUGUCUUUAUUAAACUGUAAUGACAGGUUACAACAGAUACAUGGGCCAGAGUGUGCUCUAGCAAGGGCUGGCUGAGCUCAGUGCCAAAUGACUAGAACAUUUUGUUCAUACAGCUCACCUGAAUGGGGUCAGAGCUAAUUAUUUUCUUUGAACAUUUGCAUGCAAACAAGUAGGUUUAGUGUUAAGAUCUGGGUGGAAUAGUUUCAUUAUGACAUCUGCAACUUUUGUGCAUGGUCCAUAUCUGAUUCACUUUGUAUGUAUUAUAUACUGUACUGUAAGUUAUUCUAUUUGUAUUUACCAUAAAGCACCAAUGAAAUGAUGUCUUAUUUUUAUAUCUUUCAUACAUUUGAGUCCAUUGUCCUGUUCAAUUAACUUUUAUCUGUAGCUGCUUUCCUAGCUAGAGAUCAUCUAAUGAUUCCAAUGGCUUGUGCUAGCUAGAGAUCAUCUAAUGAACAGAUCCUAUGUAUUCAUCAUACAAUUAUGUGUAGUGUAUGGUUCUCAUGUCUUCAAAUAUUCCAGUUUGUCAUUAUAACCAUUAUCAAAAAAACUGGUAAAUCAAAUUUGUUGACAACUUUUAUCUAGGACUCUUUAAUUUUUUUUAAUGCAUGUUCAAGAUUUGUGUACUAGGGGUACAAGCAAUUUUCAACUGGUGGAACUAUAAAAUGGUUGAAAUGAUUCAAUAAAAAAAAUGGAACUGA